AUGGGGCAGUCGGCGUGCCGACCCUCGCAGCGCUACAGCAGUUCGGAGCCUGCCCCGGCCGAGAAGGUGUCGGCCGACCAGGAGGCCAGCGCGGCGUCCCAGAUGUGCUUCGCGGCGUCCGAGGGCGACAACGCCGUCAUGAGGAGGCUCCUGGCCAGGGGCGUGUCGGUGAACCUCUCGGACUACGACCGCCGGACAGCACUGCACAUCGCGGCAGCCGAGGGCCACCUAUCCACGGUGGAGCUCCUGAUUUCGGCCAGAGCCGAUGUCACCACCACUGACAGGUGGGGCCACACGCCACUGGACGGGGCCGCGGACAACAGCUUCACGGACAUCGUGGCGGCCCUGCGAGCAGCCGGUGGGGACCACGGGUUGAAGCCGCGCGGCCGCGAGGAGGGGUUGGACCGCAAGUCGGACAUGGCGAGGCCGGGCGUGGUCUCGAACAGCUCCACGCUGAGCGACAGCCCCGGGAUGGGUGCAACCCAGCAGGCGGAGCUCAAGGCGGACUCGGCUGGCUUGCAGCUGUGCUGCGCCGCGGCGGCGGGCGAUGCCGAAGCCGUUCGCCGCCUGAUCGCCGAUGGUGCCCGCGUCAACGCCACAGACUACGACGGCCGCAUCGCCCUGAACGUCGCCGCUGCGUACGGGCACCAUGACCUUGUGAGAGACCUUCUGGGCCUAAAGGCCGACGUGAGGCACAGAGACAACUUUGGGAAUACUGCGCUCUCGUCCGCGAUAAGUCAGCAGCACGAGGAGGUCGCGACCUUGUUGCUGAAGGCUCUGCAGGAGGGCAGUGGCGGAUCCGGGGAAAAGACGUCCUCCGUCGGUGACACCAGCUUUGCCCUGCCCGGCCAGGUCGGGGGAUUUGCUCGGGUGACCAGCGCUAGCACGAUGAAUUGGAUGAUACAGGAGAAGGAGGUCAAGUUCGGCCCCGUGAUUGCCAAGACUCUGAAGAGCGCCGUGCACGUGGCGGAGUGGAGGGGCAUCAAGGUGGUGGCGAAGACUCUGUUGAAGUAUAACGGGGGCGAGGGCGCAGCGCCGGAGGAGGAGGGGAUCGACAUCAGGGAGGUGCUGCACGAAAUCAGCAUCCUCUCCACAAUGCGGCACCCUGACCUGGUGAUGUUCCUCGGAGCCUGCAUCUACAGCGCGCAGCCCUUCCUGAUCUCCGAGUUCAUGGAGGGCGGGGACCUCGACCGCUACUACGACAGGAAGGCUUGCCAGCGGGGCUGUCCCUACAGGCCCGACGUGAGGCUCUUUCUCAGGUGGGCGAGCGCCGUUGCGAGGGCGCUGUGCUUUCUCCACAACUGCUCCUCUCCGAUCAUCCACAGGGAUCUCAAGCCCAUGAACCUGCUCCUAACCAAGAACAACGACCUCAAGGUGACCGACUUCGGCAUCAGCAAGAUCGUCAGACCGACCCUUGCGGACCAGUCGGCGGACCGCGCCCCCAUGAUGACGGGCGGCGUGGGCACGUGGCGCUACAUGGCGCCGGAGGUGGUGCGCGCAGAGCAGUACACGGACAGGGCCGACAUCUACUCCUUCGCGCUGAUCAUGUGGUUCAUGAGCACCGGGCUCCAGCCGUUCGUGGACCAGUUCGGGCCAGACGCGGAGCUCGUCCUGAGGGACUACCUGCGGGGCAACGAGCCGCGGCCGGGCUUCAGCAGCGCCGGCGGCCUCAUGGGCGGGAGCAGGUCCACGCCCGCGAGGCUGCGGCAGCUGGUGCAGGACUGCUGGCAUCGACGCGCGGACGCGCGCCCCUCGGCGCACCAGUGCACUGAGCGGCUGGCGGAGGCCACGACCCAGCUCGAGGAGAGCAGCUGGACGGCGCGCGCCGGAAAGGUUGUGGGCAUGCUGCGGUAG
Molecule: messenger RNA, 1854 nt
Organism: Prorocentrum cordatum
Lineage: Eukaryota; Dinophyceae; Prorocentrales; Prorocentraceae
Source: the annotation of a GenBank genome assembly